Molecule: messenger RNA, 5382 nt
Organism: Psammomys obesus (fat sand rat)
Lineage: Eukaryota; Metazoa; Chordata; Mammalia; Rodentia; Muridae
Gene: Paxip1
Product: PAX interacting protein 1
Exons: 20
Coding region: 133-3522 (1129 amino acids)
Biological process (GO): positive regulation of transcription initiation by RNA polymerase II
Cellular component (GO): nucleus
Source: RefSeq, a predicted model, not a curated record
GGCGGGGGCGCGGGUCGGAGUGCGGCGGCGGCUGCGGGCCGGUCUGUGCGGCCGGGCAGUUGGCAUCGCUGCGGGCGCUGGGCGCGGCGGGCCGGGUGACGCGGGGCCGGGCGCCGCCGCGCCGCCGCGAUCAUGUCGGAGCCGGCGCCCGAAGUUCCGGAGGAUCUGUUCCGCGAGGUCAAGUACUACGUGGUGGGCGACAUCGACCCGCAGGUUAUUCAGCUUCUUAAAGCUGGGAAAGCCAAGGAAGUCUCCUACAAUGCCCUGGCCUCACACAUCAUUUCAGAGGAUGGAGACAACCCGGAAGUGGGAGAAGCCCGGGAGGUCUUUGACUUGCCUGUUGUAAAGCCUUCCUGGGUGACUCUGUCCGUGCAAUGUGGUGCUCUCCUGCCAGUCAAUGGUUUCUCUCCAGAGUCCUGUCAGAUUUUUUUUGGACUCACUGCCUGCCUUUCUCAGGUGUCGUCUGAGGACAGAAGUGCCUUGUGGGCCUUGGUUACGUUCCACGGGGGCAGUUGCCAGCUAAACCUCAACAAGAAGUGUACACAUUUGAUUGUUCCAGAGCCAAAGGGGGAGAAAUACGAGCGUGCUGUCAAGAGAGCAAAUAUCAAGAUUGUCACCCCUGACUGGGUCCUGGACUGCGUGUCUGAGAAGAGCAGGAAGGACGAAGCCUUUUACCAUCCCCGUCUGAUCAUCUAUGAAGAGGAAGAGGAGGAGGAGGAGGAGGGGGACAACGAGGAGCAGGACUCUCAGAACGAGGGCAGCACUGAGGAGAAGUCGAGUGUAGCCAGCUCUCCAGAAGCCUCUCCUGCUGAGCAGCCGUGCUCUCCCAAGCCCAGGGCCGAGGUGUCUAAAGGGGAGUUGAUGUUUGAUGACUCUUCUGAUUCUUCCCCCGAGAAGCAGGAGCGGAGCUUGAACUGGGCCCCUGCGGAAGCCCCGCCACUCACCACGGCCCAGCGCAGGCUGCCUCAGGGAAAAGGGCCAGGACUCAUUAACCUGUGUGCCAAUGUGCCACCUGUCCCAGGGGACAUCCUGCCUCCUGACAUGCGGGGUAACUUGAUGGCUGCUGGACAAAACCUCCCGAGUUCUGAGCGAUCAGAAAUGCUAGGGACCUGGAGCCCAGCUGUCCGGACGUUACGAAACAUCACAAACAAUGCGGACAUCCAGCAGAUCAACCGUCCGUCCAAUGUUGCACAUAUCUUACAGUCCCUUUCAGCACCCACAAAAAACCUAGAGCAGCAGGUGGCGCACGGCCAGCAGGGACACCCCACUGCUAGUACUGUGCUGUUUGGCCAGCCUAAAGGUGCUCCCGAGACACACGUGUUGCAGCAGCACCAUCCUCCCCAGCAGCCACCGCAGCAGCACCCAGUCCUGCACCUCCAGCCUCAGAUCAUGCAGCUCCAGCAGCAGCAGCAGCAGCAGCAGCAGCAACAGCAGCCGCCACAACAGCAGCAGCCACAGCCACAGCCUUACCCCCAGCCGCCAUCACAUCAGUUCCCACAGCAAGUCCAUCAGCAUCAGUUUUCUCAGCAGCAGCUCCAGUUUCCACAGCAACCAUUACACCCUCAGCAGCAGUUGCAUCGCCCUCAACAGCAGCUGCAGCCAUUUCAGCAGCAGCAUGCCCUGCAGCAGCAGCUCCAUCAGCUGCAGCAGCAGCAGCUCCAGCAGCACCAGUUAGCACAGCUCCAGCAGCAGCAACAGCAGCAGCAUAACCUUCUCCAGCAGCAGCAGCAGCAGCAGCAGCAGCUCCAGCGCUUGCACCAGCAGCAACAGCAACAGCAGCAGAUGCAGAAUCAAGCAGCACACUUGAACCAAACGUCCCAGGCACUACAGCACCAGGUUCUACCCCAGCAGCCCCUGCAGCUGCCCCUGCAGCCCCCACCUCAGCAGCAACAACAACAACAGCAGCAGCAGCAGCAGCUUUUUGGACACGACCCCGCAGUGGAGAUUCCAGAAGAAGGCUUCUUGCUAGGAUGUGUGUUUGCAAUUGCGGACUAUCCUGAGCAGAUGUCGGAUAAGCAGCUGCUGGCCACCUGGAAAAGGAUAAUCCAGGCACACGGUGGCACUGUGGACCCCACUUUCACGAGCCGAUGCACACACCUCCUCUGCGAGAGCCAAGUCAGUAGUAUGUAUGCACAGGCACUACGGGAGAGAAAGCGGUGUGUCACUGCACACUGGCUCAACACAGUCCUGAAGAAGAAGAAGCUGGUGCCACCCCAUCGAGCCCUGCAUUUCCCUGUGGCAUUCCCUCCUGGGGGCAAACCCUGUGCACAGCAUAUUAUCUCUGUGACUGGAUUUGUUGACAAUGACAGAGAUGACCUCAAGUUAAUGACAUACCUGGCGGGUGCCAAGUACACUGGGUACUUGUGUCGCAGCAACACGGUCCUCAUCUGUAAAGAACCAAGUGGCUUGAAGUAUGAGAAGGCCAAAGAGUGGAGGAUCCCCUGUGUGAAUGCACAGUGGCUUGGGGACAUUCUGCUGGGGAACUUCGAGGCCCUGCGGCAGGUGCAGUACAGCCGGUACACAGCCUUCAACCUUCCGGACCCUUUUGCGCCUACUCCACACUUGGUCUUAAGUCUUCUAGAUGCAUGGCGGGUCCCAGUGAAGGUGACUGCGGAGCUAUUGAUGGGUGUAAGAUUACCCCCUAAGCUGAAGCCAAAUGAGGCCACCAACAUCCAGCCUUCUUCUAAAAGAGCCAGAAUUGAAGACCUGCCACCCCCCACCAAGAAGCUGACUCCAGAGCUGACGCCCUAUGUGCUGUUCACUGGCUUUGAGCCUGCUCAAGUUCAGCAGUACAUUAAGAAGCUGUACAUCCUGGGUGGGGAAGUUGCUGAGUCCACGAAGAAGUGCACGCACCUCAUAGCCAGCAAGGUGACACGCACAGUGAAGUUCCUGACGGCCAUCUCUGUGGUGAAGCACAUUGUGACCCCGGACUGGCUGGAGGAGUGCUUCAAGCGGCAGGCGUUUAUCGAUGAGCAGAACUACAUCCUGCGAGACGCUGAGGCGGAAGUGCUCUUCUCUUUCAGUCUGGAAGAGUCCUUAAAGCGAGCCCAUGUUUCUCCCCUCUUUAAGACAAAGUAUUUCUAUAUCACCCCUGGCAUCUGCCCCAGCCUUGCAACGAUGAAGGCGAUUGUAGAGUGCGCAGGGGGGAAGGUGUUAGCCAAGCAGCCAUCCUUCCGGAAGCUCAUGGAGCAUAAGCAGAACAAGAGUCUGUCAGAGAUCAUUUUAAUAUCCUGUGAGAAUGACCUGCACUUGUGUCGAGAGUACUUUGCCAGAGGAAUAGAUGUUCAUAAUGCGGAGUUUGUUCUGACCGGGGUGCUCACACAGACACUGGACUACGAAUCAUAUCCUUUACGCAGGUGCAGAGCGGGACAGGCGAGGAUGAAGGUGCAUUUGCAGGUGGAGAAAGGGCCACCAUGGUUCUUGUCACCUGACCUUUUCCUGGCUGUUACAGAAUGUACAGUCAGUGGCCCUUUUGAGAGUUCUGAGAAACUCAGGACCUGUCUGGCUUAUGCAGGUGUUUAAGGAUUUGACAGUUAGACCCCACAGGAAAUGACUGGAGUCAGUGCCUGGGGGCUGUGUUCUGCCCUCCAUAGCCAGGACGUAGGAAGUGACACGUCUCAACACAGCGUUGUAGUAAGUUGCAGGGUGUGGCUAAGUAAGUGUCUGAACAGCUAAGGGUUUUUCAGGCUUUUAGGAGAGAAGUAAAACCUGCCAGACAGUUAACAGUCCAUAUCACAAAAUUUCAGGUAUUAGUUUUAGAAGAACACAGAUUUUUUUUUUUUAAAGAUUGAUUUAUUUAUUGUAUAUUAGUGCUCUGUCGGCAUGUUCAUCUGCACACCAGAAGAGGGCAUCAGAUUCUAAUAUAGAUAGAUGGUUGUGAGCCACUAUGUGGUUGCUGGGAACUGAACUCAGGACCUCUGAAAGAGCAGAUGGUGCUCUUAACCACUGAGCCAUCUUUCCAAUCCCCAGGACACAGAUUUUUGAGAUGAGGUUUCACUCUGUAUUGCAUGUUGGCUUGGCACCACGUGUGGCCCAGGCUGGCUUCAGAGUGAUCCUGCUUUUGCCUUGAGUGCUGGGACUGCAGGCAUUAGCCCCCAUGCCCAGCUGAGUGGUUACUUUAAUGUGUGAAUAGCCUCCAGGUCAGAGUGCUGUCAUCCCUGUCCUUUCAUCUGUGUGGUGUUACCCAGCUGAGUGCAUUUCCCAAACACUUCCUCUUUAGCCUAGGAGAGCUCAGUAAAAUGUGAACCAGAAAGACCCAGCUGGGUGGCACUGGGUGGCAGGAGCCAGUAGGAGUGCCUGGCAGGGCUGCUCCUCUGGGCACCUGAGCUGGGGGAGUAACAGGAGGCAGGGUUGCUGCAGCAUCUGGUCUAGCACUUCCUCUUACGUCUUCUCUGGGCUUUUGAGAACAUAUGUCCCAUGCUUUUUCCAAAGGGAGAGUUGUUUUUCAGGUCACAUUGGUCAUCUUUGGGCCUGUUCCCAUAGCCCAGUGGUUCUCAACUUGCAGGUUUUGGCUCCUUUGGAGAGCAAAUGUCCCUUUACAGGGGUUGCAUAUCAGAUGUCCUGCCUAUCAGAAAUUUAUAUUACGAUUCAUCACAAUAGCAACAAAAAUAAUGUUAUGUUUGGGAGUCACCAAAACAUGAGGUAUUAAAGGGUUGUGGCAUUAGAAAGUUUGAGAACCACUGCUGGCCUAAAAGAUGCCCACAUAAGGUGCCCGUUUUUAGCUCUGACCAUAUGCUGGGGUCACCUAAGCAGGGUGGACCCUCCACCCAUGUGUCAAGUAGAGAGGCUGCGCCAUGGAUGCAGGAGUUUGAUCGGGCCUGGUGUUCUAACGUGCAACAGAACUGGAUAGCUUGAAUGAGGGAGGAGGUGGUCACUAGAACUACCUCUGUCACGUGGGGGCUCUGGCUUAAUGUGACCGUGUUGCCGCGUGUGUGAAGACCGUUUUCCUCAACAAGGCCACAUAUAAGUUUAACUGACAGCCUCGGGCCUGCUGCAAGCCUGGAGCCUGGAGCACAAGGGUAGCUGCUGGCAGCGUGCACACCAGACUCCCUCCCUGCAGAGGGCGUGUUUUCCAGCUCUGCCUUAGGGAGAGGCCUCUACCAGGAAAACAGAUGUAAUACUGACUGCAUCGUGUUAAGAUGUGUGAUCUUAUUCUAGGAAACAUAAAUUAUGUUUUGUAUUAUAUGCCUAAGAGCCCACAUUAAGUCUUUGGAUUAAUUUGCCAGGUUUCUAUGUGUUUUCAGAAAGCUGUAUGAAAUUUCAUCUACAAAUAAAAUGAUGUAAAUAAAGACUUUGCUGUCUAAAUUAUGGAUGUUAAAGAUUUGAGAUGUUUUUGUACUUUGAUUAUUUUUAUUUCUUACACUUUUCUUUUAUAUUGAUAAC